CUCUCCUUCUCCCUCCUACUCCCCUCUCCCCCUCCCGCCUCCGUUGGAUUUUUUUUCCCCUCCCGUUUGACAGAUGAUCGCAUUGGGCCGCGGACGCGGAGUGCGCCGCGCCAGGCUUGCGUUGGAGAUCUGACGCUGCUGUUCUUGCUCCCCCAUCCCCUCCCGCGCCCCUUCGGCUUCUCUGCAGUGCACUAGCACCGCCGCUGCUGACGGCGCCGCCUCCCUCCAGUCUCUACUAGUCCGCCCGCCCAGGCCUGGCCCCCAGACCCGCCACCUCCUUGAUCUCCAAGCGCAGAGAGAGGUCAUGAUCCAGGGUGCCAGCGGGUGGAGAAGGAAGAACGUGGGGGGAAAGUGGAGAUAGCGGUUUCACCAGCCAUUGCUAAAGCCGUUGCAUAGCCUGCGCCCGGAGGCUGCCCGGGUGACCUCCAGCCUCCUUAGCUGUCCGUGGAGUGGGUCGGGCCCAAGUUGCAGCCAUGGCCACCUUGAUUCGCAGCAAACUGUCCAAUGUGGCCACCUCUGUGUCCAACAAAUCCCAGGCCAAGGUGAGUGGCAUGUUCGCCAGGAUGGGCUUCCAGGCGGCCACUGACGAGGAGGCUGUGGGCUUCGCCCACUGCGACGACCUGGACCUGGAGCAUCGGCAGGGACUGCAGAUGGACAUCCUCAAGUCGGAGCCCAGUGAGGAGGGUGCUGAGCCGCCCGUCGAGGGUGACUUCCACUACCAGAGGGACGGCUCUGGGCCCCUGCCACCCUCGGGUUCCAAGGAACAGGGCAUGUGUUCUGAAUUCGGGGGUGGCCAGGACAAGCCCAAGAUUACUGCCUGGGAAGCAGGCUGGAAUGUGACCAACGCCAUCCAGGGGAUGUUUGUCUUGGGCCUACCCUAUGCCAUUCUGCACGGAGGAUAUUUAGGACUGUUUUUAAUUAUUUUCGCCGCCGUGGUUUGCUGCUACACUGGCAAAAUUCUCAUCGCAUGCCUCUACGAGGAAAAUGAAGACGGGGAGAUAGUCCGGGUGAGGGACUCCUACGUGGACAUUGCCAACGCCUGCUGCUCUCCCAGGUUCCCCAAACUGGGAGGGAGGAUAGUCAAUGUGGCUCAGAUUAUCGAGUUGGUCAUGACGUGCAUCCUCUAUGUAGUGGUCAGUGGCAAUCUGAUGUACAACAGCUUUCCCAGCUUGCCGGUCUCUCAGAAGUCCUGGUCUAUCAUCGCCACUGCGGCAUUAUUGCCCUGCGCCUUUCUGAAAAAUCUAAAAGCCGUCUCCAAAUUCAGCUUGCUCUGCACCUUGGCCCACUUCGUUAUCAACAUCCUCGUCAUUGCCUACUGCCUGUCCAGAGCCCGGGACUGGGCUUGGGAGAAGGUCAAGUUUUACAUAGACGUGAAGAAGUUCCCCAUCUCUAUAGGCAUCAUCGUCUUUAGCUACACCUCACAGAUUUUCCUCCCGUCCUUGGAAGGCAACAUGCAGAAGCCUAAGGAGUUCCACUGCAUGAUGAACUGGACGCACAUCGCGGCCUGCGUGCUCAAGGGCCUCUUUGCGCUCGUGGCAUACCUGACCUGGGCCGACGAGACUAAAGAGGUCAUCACCGACAACCUGCCAUCCACCAUUCGUGCUGUGGUCAACAUCUUCCUGGUGGCCAAGGCGCUCCUAUCCUACCCGCUGCCAUUCUUUGCUGCUGUGGAAGUGCUGGAGAAGUCCCUCUUCCAGGAAGGCAGCCGCACCUUCCUCCCCAACUGCUAUGGGGGUGAUGGACGGCUGAAGCCCUGGGGGCUGACGCUGCGCUGCGCGCUCGUGGUGUUCACGCUGCUCAUGGCCAUUUAUGUGCCGCAUUUCGCGCUGCUCAUGGGCCUCACUGGGAGCUUGACUGGUGCGGGCCUCUGCUUCCUGCUGCCCAGCCUCUUCCACCUCAAGCUGCUGUGGCGGAAGUUACUCUGGCACCACGUCUUCUUCGACGCGGCCAUUUUCCUUAUUGGCGGCAUCUGCAGCGUGUCCGGGUUCGUGCACUCCCUGGAGGGGCUCAUCGAGGCUUACCGAACCAAUUCAGAAGACUAAACCCUGAAAAAGCGGCAGAAGGGCUGGUGGACUGGCGGGCGUCCUUUCGGCGACUCCUCCUCUCCCAUGGACACCUGCACUGCUCCCAACCUUCACCCUCUGGUCCCACGGGUUCCUUCGCUGCUCUCUGCCCAGUUCCGUUCCAUCCAGCCCAAUCCAAUCCCAUUCUGCCAGGUCUCCCAGGCUCCAUCUCUGCAUCCUUUCCUAUCCAAGCCCUUCCACAGUCUUGGGAUUGGGUGGCUAGAGUGAGUGGUCCAAAGACUGCCACACCCAAUCCAGGCCCCAUACCUCUAUCGAAUCCGCCCCAUCCCACCCCCAUCCAAGCCUCACCCAGUCCAGUCCAGCUGUUUGCAUCUCCGUGACCCUCCCUAUUCAAUCCGGUCUAUUUGGGGGUAGGCAGGAUCUAUAUUGUCUAUCCUGACAUGUCUAGGCUUUUGGGCUGUGUCGCCAUUGGCCAAGCUCUUAUUUCACUCACUCCUCCCUCUCCCCCUUCCCCUUCCCAUAGCCCUGACUUUUGGUUUAGUUUUUCGAUCUAAGCUUUAAAUUUAAAUAUCUAUUUUCUUGUUUUUAGUUAUGCAGGAGGGAAAUAGAAUAAUCCUAAAUCAAAGCCUUUAUUUUAAUUUGGAUUUAUUUAUUUAUUUAAAAAAAAAGGCUGGGGGUUAGGUGGGGGCGGGGCAUCAGAGGGCAGGGAAACCCGUGCCAAUGUUUGAGGGAAUUUCUUCCCACUAAAACCCCUUUCCUGGAAUUAGCUACAGCACUGGAUCGCGGGGACUCUUUAUGCAAUGGACAAGGACCAGGCUAGCCCUUCUGUGAGUCCCCUCCUCCUCCUACCCCCAGCCCCGAUCCCAGAGCAGUGUAGGUGGGGUUCCUCUCAAGCGCAUUUUGCACAUUGUAGCUAUUCUAGGACAAGCAGCACGUCACUGUAGCGGCGCCCAGAGAGGGAGAAACUGGCCAGGGACUCUGAGCUUUGACUGGGGAUGGGGGAUGGGAGGGGAUUCUCGAUCAACAAAUAUGCCCAGAAUCUUCCACUUCUCCCCAUCGCCAGCAAGCUUCCCAUUGCUGAGGACAUUUUGCCUUCAGCUGAAAACACAAACUGGAAUUCGUUUCAUUUCU
Molecule: messenger RNA, 3155 nt
Organism: Phascolarctos cinereus (koala)
Lineage: Eukaryota; Metazoa; Chordata; Mammalia; Diprotodontia; Phascolarctidae
Gene: SLC32A1
Product: solute carrier family 32 member 1
Biological process (GO): amino acid transmembrane transport
Cellular component (GO): vacuolar membrane
Molecular function (GO): L-amino acid transmembrane transporter activity
Source: RefSeq, a predicted model, not a curated record